This is a messenger RNA of Penicillium mononematosum, 1608 nucleotides long. RefSeq names its product cytochrome P450. The coding region runs from base 1 to 1608 and encodes 535 amino acids. The record is from RefSeq and is a predicted model, not a curated record. The transcript has a single exon. NCBI's taxonomy places the organism in Eukaryota, Fungi, Ascomycota, Eurotiomycetes, Eurotiales, Aspergillaceae. Gene Ontology annotation, molecular function: monooxygenase activity; iron ion binding; oxidoreductase activity, acting on paired donors, with incorporation or reduction of molecular oxygen.
AUGACUACAACACCUAUCGCGGUCGCGGUGGCGUUCGGUCUGUUGACAUUGCUCUACAUUGUUACAGGGAAAAAGAAGGGAGUAAACAAACCCCUCCUUAAGCUUCCCCUAAUCGGCGACCUGCAUAGCUCCCCCAUUGACAAGCCACUUUCAAACUGGGACUCAUGGACGAAAGAAAAUGGACCUAUUGCAGUACCGAAGCUCUUCGGGAUCAUACCAAUUGUGGUCUUGAAUUCCUAUGAGGCUGUAACUGAGUUGUUCAGUCGCCGCAGCCAAUGGUACAGCAAUCGUCCGCCCUCCGUCAGCAUGGAGAUGAUCACGGGGGCUAAGCCUGGGCAGUCAAAAUUCACUCUGAUGCACGACUACGAUGAUCACCUCAAGUUCCACCAUCGCAUCCUGGCGCCCAGUCUCGGUGCCCUCGCCGCCCCACAGUACCAUCCAUUGAUGGAGCUUGAGUCCAAACAGCUAUUAUUUGACCUCUCAAAUGCUGCACGGAAGCUUCCCCAUGGCAUCAGCACAGAAACUAUCUAUCCACUUCUUGAGCGCACUCAAUCUAGUGUCAUACUUGCUCUGCAUUAUGGUAUGCGCAUCCCAAGCUUCGAAGAGCAUAUCCUGCACGAGAUCAUCGACAUCCAAACCCAAGUAACCCAUCUCGCUGCGAACCCCGGUAUUCCAGAUAUGAUCCCGCCUCUGCGCCACCUGCCGGAAUUUUUGUCACCAUGGAAGCGAGCAGCCGACAAGCUCUACGCCACACAGGUGGACCUCUAUAUGCGCCUCUUCCGGCAUGGAAGGGACUCGGCAGGCUGGAACUCCACCAAGCAGGCCAUUGCCACAGCGGAGAAGUAUUCUGAAAACGGUGUCCCCGAUCUCGACCUCGCUUUCACUCUUGCAACAUCCAUCCAGGGUGGUAUGGAGACUUCACCGCGGCAGCUGCUGUGGUUGUUCAUUGCCGCGCUGCACCAGCCGUCCUUCAUGGCGCGGGCGCACGCCUUGCUCGACGAGGUCGUCGGCCGUGAUCGCCUCCCCCGGUUUUUGGACCGUUCGGGACUCUCUUUCAUUGAUGCUAUUAUGCAUGAACUUUUCCGUUGGCGGCCUAUUUCGCCAGGUUCAAUUCCUCGUAGGGCGGACCGGGACGACGAGUUCAAUGGUGUCAAGAUCAAAAAGGGUGUCACUCUCAUGGCCAACGCGUGGGCCAUCGGUCGGGAUGAGAAGGUCUUUGAUCCCGCGCUUGGAGACACUCAGGAUUUCGUGCCUGAGCGGUGGCUCCAGCGUGAUGACGCCGGAGAGGAAAGACUGCGAACGGACCUUCCGUUGCCGGUCUUUGGGCAGGGCCGUCGUAUCUGCCAAGGAAAGAGGGUCGCUACAGAUGGAUCUUUUAUGCAUGUUGCUUGCCUGCUGUGGGCGUUUGAUAUCGAGCCUGCUGAUGGGGAAGAGGUGGAUCCAUGGGCGAUGGUCGUGGCAGGGUUCAUGACAAUGCCGAGGGAGGUCAAGUUCAAACUCCGGCCCAGGGGUGACUGGGUACUCGAUGUUAUCAAUAAAGAGUGGGAGACAGCAGAGAAAAGUCUCGGGAAGGUUAUGGGGACUGAUGUUGAUGUGGAAAAUAAAUGA